Messenger RNA from Papaver somniferum (opium poppy), 3183 nucleotides. RefSeq names its product protein CLMP1-like. The record is from RefSeq and is a predicted model, not a curated record. Gene Ontology annotation, molecular function: protein binding. The transcript has a single exon. Lineage: Eukaryota; Viridiplantae; Streptophyta; Magnoliopsida; Ranunculales; Papaveraceae. Bases 379 to 2748 code for a protein of 789 amino acids.
UAAAAUUGCAAAAUACUGCUAUUUCUAUCUAGGGUUUCUAGAACUGAAAAUUUUUAGGACUUCAUCCUCAAUCCCUCAUCCCUCUCUCUCUAUCCCCAUUUUUGGGAGCUUAUCAAAACCUUCUCCAAAACCCUAAAAUUCUUCCGCAGCAACAAAUAAUUCUGCAGCAAUCAGCAUAAAAAGGUUGAAACUUUGUAAGUAAUUCUUUCAUUUCUCUAUCUUCUUCCAUUAUAUAGCUUCCUAUUUAUCCAGAAUUCAUCUCUGUGGGCGUCUCAAAUUUUCUACAAUUUCUUUUGCUGUUCUCUUAAAGUCUUGAAAAUCCAUUUUGAUAAAAUCAUUCAAUAUCAUAACUCAUAAGCAUCCCCUCCCCAAAAAUUGAUGGGGAAAUCAGGAGGAAAGAAAAAGAAGGGAGGUAGUGGUGGAAACAAUACUAAUACUACUACCACUACUGCUACUGCAAAGCCUAAUAUUCCUCCAAACCCACCAGUUUCUAAUGGUGGUGUUAAUAUAGAUUCAUCAAUCUUGUUGAAAAAAGCUCAUGAACUGAAAGAAGAAGGAAACAAGAAAUUUCAAUCCAAAGAUUACGUUUCUGCUCUUGAACAGUAUGAUAAGGCUCUUCGUUUAACUCCGAAAAACCAUCCCGAUCGAGCAGUUUUUCAUAGUAAUAGAGCUGCUUGUUUAAUGCAAAUGAAACCAGUCGAUUAUGAAACUGUUAUUUCAGAGUGUUCUUUAGCUCUUCAAAUUCAACCUAGGUUUGUUAGAGCACUUCUUCGUCGAGCUCGUGCAUUUGAAGGUGUGGGUAAAUAUGAAAUGGCAUUGCAAGAUAUUCAGAUUAUAUUAGCAGAUACCCCUAACCAUCGAGAUGCAUUGGAUAUUGUUGGGAGGCUAAGGGUUGCACUUGCACCUCGCCAGGAAGCUGAACGAGAUCUUCAGAGCCGUCCUUCGCCUGCUGCUCUUGGUGCUUCUGCUGUUCGUGGAGCUCCAAUUGCUGGUUUGGGUCCUUGUUUACCUGCCCGACCUGUUCCGAAGAAGUCCACGCCUUCGACAGGAGGUACAAUUGCUUCCGCAAAUGGUAAUUCUGAAAAGACUCAUAAUGGUAAUUCUCAUGAAGAUGGUUCAGAGAUAAAAAAUCAGCAACCCAAAACUGUUCUGAAGAAUGCUAAGGGCUCGUUAGAAGAGCCUAUUUCUUAUCUUGACAAGGGUAAUGUAAAGGACAAAUCUUUUUCAUCAUCAUUGUCGAUGCCUGUUGCUCGUGGGCAGGGUUUGAAAUCAAUUGUUACUCAAUGGAGGCUGUUGAAGCUUGUUUAUGAUCAUGAUAUUCGUCGUGCACAAAUGCCGGUAAAUUGCUGUUUUAGGGAGUUGAGAGAGGUGGUAACCAAGAGGUUUCCAUCAUCAAAGUCAAUUCUGAUCAAGUUUAAGGAUGAGGAUGGUGAUUUGGUGACCAUUACUGGUACUUCUGAGCUUAGAUUGGCGGAAUCAAUUGCUGAUAGUACAACACAGAAGGAUUCUGGAACAGAGAAAAGUGAUUCUUUUGGAUUGUUAAGGUUGCAUAUUGUUGAAGUGAGUGCGGAACAGGAGCCACUUGUGUUAGAUGAAGAUGAGGAUAAGCCGGUGGAGGAUGAAGGCGUUAAAAGUGAUGAAACUGGCUCUGGAGGUUCAGUAGGUGAUUCAGUAAUAGAAACUGUGGAUACUGAGAUCAGUAAAACUGAGGGAGAAGAUUCAAAGGAGAAGACUGGUGCAGGGGAUGAGAAUGAAGGGAAGGAGAUAGAAAUAGAUGAUUGGUUAUUUGAGUUCGCUCAGCUAUUCAGAACUCAUGUUGGGAUUGACCCAGAUGCUCAUAUUGAUCUUCAUGAGCUUGGAAUGGAGCUCUGUUCUGAGGCUCUCGAGGAGACCGUAACAAGUGAAGAAGCUCAAAUUCUCUUUGAUAUGGCUGCUUCAAAAUUUCAGGAAGUUGCUGCCCUGGCGUUCUUCAAUUGGGGAAAUGUUCACAUGUGCGCAGCAAGAAAGCGAAUUCCUUUGGAUGAGGCUGCACCAAAAGAAUUGAUGGAGUCCCAGCUUCAAGUAGCCUAUGAUUGGGUCAGAGAGAAGUAUUCUUUGGCUGGGGGGAAAUAUGAGGAGGCACUUAGGAUCAAACCGGACUUUUAUGAAGGGUUGCUUGCCUUAGGGCAACAGCAUUUUGAAACUGCGAAGCUGCAUUGGUCAUUUGCUCUUGCAAAUAAGAUUGAACUGAAAAAUUGGGAUCCUACAGAGACGAUUAAGCUCUUUGAUAGUGCUGAGGAAAAGAUGAAAGCUGCAACUGAAAUGUGGGAGAAGUUGGAGGAGCAAAGGGCUAAAGAACUCAAAGACCCAAGUUCUAGCAAGAAAGAUGAAUUACUGAAGAGAAGAAAGAAACAGGGAACGUCUGCAGAUGAAGCGGCCACAGGAAAUGACAAUCAGGGCAAUGUCUCACCUGAUGAAGCUGCAGAACAAGCGGCUGUCAUGAGAUCUCAGAUACAUCUCUUCUGGGGAAAUAUGCUUUUCGAACGUUCUCAAGUUGAGUUCAGGUUAGGUUUAGAUGGAUGGGACAAGAACCUUGAUGCCUCUGUGGAAAGGUUUAAACUUGCUGGAGCUUCUGAAACCGACAUUUCUGUGGUCAUGAAGAACCAUGCCUCAAAUGCUGAUUCGGUGGAGGGUGAGGAGAAAAAGGAUGCCGAUAUUUCUAUUGAAGCGAAUGGUAAGGACGAGGAUAACCAAGUUUCAGCAAGUUGAUUUGAUGUGUGAACUGUUCUGCAAUCUUAGAGGUCUAGGUGAAGUUCUUAUAUAUCGGUUGCAUGACCUACCUCACAUCUAGAAUUUGGAAACAGAAGAAAGGUUCUGCUGGCAAAUCUGUAGAGAAUCUUGGGCUGGGAAGUUUUGGAUAUCUUUUGAAGCUAAAAAGCUAAAAAGAGACAUCCAGUCUUCAGAGUACAACAUACAAGCUUUGCUCACUCAAAAUUUUGUCCGCGUUCUUCCAAUCGGCAUUAAAGGUGACUUUAUGGUUUCAAACUUACUUGUGGUAUCAAUUGAGUUUUAUUAAUGGCAUUUGUGGGCUUAUUAAUUUCAUUCUAGUGUAAUUUACACUCAUUACCGUAUGAGUACAUCAAAUUGUCUGACGUGGAAAUUGCCUUUUAAUUUUUACCUUGAUCAUAUUUUCAGACCAAGCUA